AUGUCAGCAUACAGCAGAAGAUAUACUGAUGGGCCUCUGAACUAUGGACAGGACAUAAGAGGUCGAUCUGAAAAAAAGGUAGAAGCGGCACAAACUACAAAAUGGUCAGGCACCCCAUCAAGACAUAAGAAAAUUGGAAAAGAAGAUUUCGAUACUAUUAUAACAGGGCAUUUGACUCAAGAACAGAUGGAUGCUUACCAACAAUACUUUAGAAUUGAGGAAAUUUCAGAUAUACUAAGGAUUGCUCUGGAACUGCAAUCAGAAGUUCUCAGUUUACUUCCAUCAGGUAAUAUUACAAACAACCCAAAUUAUGAAAGAGAACCUUCACCACCACCGAAAUAUGACCCAUCUGGUAACAGAACUAACACAAGAGAGGCAAGGACCAAACUAGCUCUUGAAAAAGAAAGGCAUUAUUUAGUUGAAGUUGCGGCUGGUAGCAUAAAGAAUUAUAUGUCUCCAAUCGACUACCGCAAACCAGUUAAAACGUACGAAAAAAUUUAUAUACCCGUUAAAGAUUAUCCAGACAUUAAUUUUGUGGGGCUAUUGUUAGGACCAAGAGGAAAUACGUUGAGACAAUUACAGGAAGAUAGUGGAGCAAGAUUGGCGAUUAGAGGGAAGGGUUCAGUGAAAGAUGGUAAGUCUACUUCAUCGAAUAAUGAUGAAGAUGAUUCCAACAGUUCAUUAUCAUUUUCGAAUCCAAAUCUUAAUUCGAGUGGUAACGAUGAUUUGCAUGUUGUAAUAACGUCUGAUUCUCAGCUGAAAAUAGCAAAGGCCAUAAAAUUGACUAAUCAAGUUAUUGAAAAGGCCAUUUCAUCGCCAGUUGGACAAAAUGACUUGAAGAGGGGUCAGUUAAGAGAGUUAGCUAUAUUGAAUGGUACAUUGAGAGAAACUAAACCUUACAACCCAGAAGCGAUGCAGUCCAGACGUCGCCCAGGGUUGGAUGUCUCACAGCUUGUUUGUAAGCUGUGUGGAAAAGUUGGUCAUUUCGCGAGAGAUUGUAAAUUUAGAGGACCUGCUGAUAGCAGUAAUUAUGCAGCAGCACCUGAACAACCUGAUUCAUAUCAACAGGCACCAUAUUCUGAUUCAAGAAGACAAAGAGAAGAAGACGAUUCAAGAAAGAACGGCAGAGAAGAAAUAUUACCACCAUGGAAAAAAAAGAAGCCCAAUGUACCUUUACCACCAUGGCAGAAACCCCAACAACCACAGACAUCAUCAGAUGUUCCACCUCCGCCAGCAGGGUUGGCACCUCCCCCUCCACCGGCUACUUUGGUACCACCACCACCUCCAAGUAUAAUUUCAGCACCACCCUCAGGUAUAACACCACCACCACCACCUUCAAAUGCCGUACCACCACCACCUCCAGGUUUAGCAUCAGUACCAUCUUCAGAUAAAGCACCGCCACCACCACCUACAAGUAAUAUGCCACCACCACCUGCAAGUAAUAUGCCACCACCACCUUCAAACAAUCCACCACCACCUCUGUCUGCGAAAUCCGCUGCACCACCACCGCCGCCACCAGCAGUUUGA
Messenger RNA from Debaryomyces fabryi, 1527 nucleotides. RefSeq names its product mRNA splicing protein. The coding region runs from base 1 to 1527 and encodes 508 amino acids. The record is from RefSeq and is a predicted model, not a curated record. Gene Ontology annotation, cellular component: nucleus. Gene Ontology annotation, molecular function: mRNA binding; zinc ion binding. Gene Ontology annotation, biological process: regulation of mRNA splicing, via spliceosome. The transcript has a single exon. Lineage: Eukaryota; Fungi; Ascomycota; Pichiomycetes; Serinales; Debaryomycetaceae.